Molecule: messenger RNA, 1089 nt
Organism: Pyricularia oryzae 70-15
Lineage: Eukaryota; Fungi; Ascomycota; Sordariomycetes; Magnaporthales; Pyriculariaceae
Exons: 4
Coding region: 1-1089 (362 amino acids)
Molecular function (GO): dioxygenase activity
Source: RefSeq, a predicted model, not a curated record
AUGCCAUCCGCAGUCCCCAAAUCGUAUCAAUACACUCAUGUGCCCGAGACCAAGGAAGAUCUCGAUUGGGCCGACCUUCCAACCGUGGACCUCGCCAAGUAUGGCACACCUGAAGGAAACGCAGAGCUGGCCCAGACGUUGAUCGACGCCAUCCGGAGCAAGGGCUUCUUCUACGUCGUCAACUAUGGCAUCUCUCAAGACGCCGUCGACCGCCAGUUCGCCCUGGGCCAGAGCUUCUACAAGCUGCCGCUCGAGGAGAAGCUAAAGUACGUGCCCGACCUGGAGAACGGCGUCUACAACGGCUACCGUCCGGCGGGUCGUCGGAUCAUGGGCAACGGCCAGCCGGACAAGGUCGAGGUCUGGAACAUGGCGACCAACGACGGCCACAUCACCCAGCCCGUCCCCCAGCUAGUCCAAGAAUCCCUGCCCGAGAUCGAAUCCUUCGCCAAGGACCUGCACGACAAGGUGCUCGACCCGCUCAACCACCUGAUCGCGCUGGCGCUCGAGCUCCCGCCCGACUUCUUCACCAAGCUGCACCGGUGGGACGUGCACGACGAGUCGCACCUCCGCUACAUGAACUACGGCAAGUACUCCCCCGAGGAGGUCGAGCGGCUGGCGGGCGGGCACUGGGCCGACGGGCACACGGACCUGGGCACCAUCACGCUGCUGUUCCGGCAGCCCGUGGCGGCCCUGCAGAUCAAGGACCACGGCACCGGCCAGUGGAAGUGGGCCAAGCCGCUCGACGGCAGCCUGACCGUCAACACCUGCGACGCCCUCAGCUUCCUGACCGGCGGCUACAUCAAGUCCACGGUGCACAGGGUCACGCUGCCGCCCAAGGACCAGCGCCACGUCGACCGGCUGGGGCUGCUGUAUUUUGCCAGGCCGCAGAACGAUCUGGUGCUCAAGACGGUCGACUCGCCCGUCUUGAAGAGGGAAGGCUUCACGCAGAACGAGUUCGAGGCCGGUGGGCAUCGCGUGCCUACCAUGGGGGAAUUCACAACCAUCAAACAAAAGUGGCAGCAAAGCAAAGGAUACCAGAGAAAAGACCAAGUGCUUCUACCCGGAUUCACAGGCAAGAUCAUCGCCUGA